Messenger RNA from Vigna unguiculata (cowpea), 723 nucleotides. RefSeq lists its product as uncharacterized. Gene Ontology annotation, cellular component: membrane. NCBI's taxonomy places the organism in Eukaryota, Viridiplantae, Streptophyta, Magnoliopsida, Fabales, Fabaceae. The record is from RefSeq and is a predicted model, not a curated record.
CCCAUUUAAAAGAUAAAGUUAAGAAAAAUAAAAUAAAAUAAAACUAUUGAAAACUAAAAUAACUAGUAGGAAUAAAUAUGUGAUUAUAAAGCAACGGUUACAAGUUCCUAGGUAUUGGCAAGCCCCUUGGCUUAAGUGAACAUAAGAGAGAAUACGUGCACAAUUAGACAUUGCUUGCAAAUGGAUCCUCAGGUGUGGCACAAAGUUGCAGCGAUUUCAGGUGUUGCAGCACUUGGAUUGGGAACCUAUGGUGCUCACGUCUUCAAACCCCAAAACCCUGCUUACAAAGAAGUUUGGCACACAGCAUCGCUUUACCAUUUGGUUCACACCGCUGCCUUAGUUGCCGCCCCAAUCACGAAACACCCCACUGUUUUUGGAGGCCUUCUAACAACUGGGAUCUUGGCCUUCUCUGGGACGUGUUAUACUGUUGCACUUCUUGAAGACAGAAAAUAUUCAACUCUGGCUCCAUUUGGUGGCUUUGCGUUUAUAGCAGCUUGGGGUAGCUUGUUUUUCUGAUGACUUCGAUUCUGUUUUGGUUUGUGCUGUUACUACAUUUAUCAUCAAGUUUGUUAAAAAGUAAUUGGACUACCACUGAGUCAACUGUUAUCAGCCCGUAUUUGUAAAUCUUUUCCCUUUUGUCUUACCAAUGGUUCAUGAUCUUGAAUUCAGUGUUUCUACUGAUGAUGUUCUUAACAGAUCGAAGAUUUUCUUUUGACUGUUGAA